CUAUCUAUAACGUAGUUCACAAAUGCAACCUUAUAUGAGGUUUACAGUCAUUUUCAGUUCAGUGUAAACUGCAAGCUUCCAGAUGUCAUGUUACUAUGUGAAUACUGUGGGGAUGAGAUACUAUCAAAGACACAAAGUGUAACUGUGUAUCACAAAGAUGAGGAAGUGUGUUAUGUACCACAGGGUGGUGAUAUACCAGAAGCAUAUGAACAUGUAACUGUGAACGUACAUGGUGACAAUGUCAUAUAUACCAGACAGGGAAGCAACGUACCAAGAGGUUAUGAAUCCGUUUCUGUCUAUGUCAAAGAACAAGGAUUAAUAUAUUCUAAAGCACGUACAGCACCAACUGGUUUUGUCCCUGUACUUGUUUAUUCCAAGAAAGAAGGUAAUGAUUUCGCAUCCUGCACCAAUUCAUCAAAACCUAAAGAGACCGUUCACACAGCGUGUCUAACUGAACAUAUUCCACGGUGUGAUGAGGCAGUUUCUAAUUUCAUCCAGUGUUCUUCCCCUGAAAACAUCUUGACUAUUGGGAUUCACGUUAAGUACCUGUAUGGUGUAGGGCGAAAGGACGACAACAAAAAGAAGAAAAGGGAGAAAAGAGAUCGUAAACUCCACCAGCUGUCGGAAAAGGUAUCUGCCUUGCGCAACUCCAACUCUGGUUGUAUAUUGGUUCAUCUUGUUGGUCUGGCACCUGGGGAUUCUUUUACUGGCGCAUUCGAUGAGUUUGUGGAUACAAAGCUUCACGACUUGAUACAUGAUGGACAAUUAUUUACUGAUGUUUUACCGGAAGGAAAAGCUGAGUGGCCAUAGAGAUCUUUGUGAUUUUGAUGACUUCCUAGCUCUUUAUGUCACUGCUUCUUCCUUCGUCACAACAUCUGACUUUAAUACAAAGGUUGCACUUGAUGACUGCAUUGUUGACAUUCCUGCAGAGGAGCUACGAACAUUUUUCAGCAAAAGAGGAGAAUUCGAAGGAACUUCACGCAAACUACCUACAGAAAUACAUACUGUAAAUGACGUUGUGAGAGUACACGAGAGCAGAUCAAUUCAAAUGAAAAGUCACUUUCUCCAAAAGAAAGGGGAUCAUGAAAUAGUUGCUUACAUUAUUAAGAAUCUUAACCUUACUGAGUACAUAAGUGCACUGAGCAAACUUGAAAAUGGUGGUUCUUACCUCUAUGGUGUGAAAGAGGAUUGUGUUUUUAAAAGUGAAUAUGGAUACGAGUCCAAGGAAAUCCGUCUCAAGCCUGUUUGUGUUGAUGAUCAAGACUAUCUAAAGGAUACGUUGAAGAAGAAGAUUUGCGAGACUGUUCUUGUGUGUGGCUUUGAUGGAAAGAAAGUGACGGAUGCACAUACAGUAGACAUACGUUUUAUCCCCUGCCCACCCAAUGUUACAGAGUCGUGUUGCAGUGAUGAACUUAGAAAUCACAAGUCAGAAACAAAGGAACAGUACAUUAUUCAUAUUUUAGUAAAACACGUGAAGGGUGUAGUGUUUUACGAUCCACAGGGUCCAUUGGCUUACAAAUAUGAUCCAACAAACAAGUCUGUCACGCGGAUGAAAAUCCACGAAUGGUUCCAUGCUUUCACAAGGGGGAAAUAGACGUAGCUGAUACCGAAGACAAGGAAGGAGGGCCAAUACGUAUCCUCGUCAAAAUGUGGAAGCUACUGAAACAAAUUGCAAAAGAUAAGGAGCAAGGCUUUGCCUUGGCAACAAACGAUUUCUUCCGACCUGACCUGAAGCAAAUUGGAAACAGCAUCUUCGAGAUCAGGAGAUACUUCGUUCCUGAGGAAGGUCGAACCAUAAAACCCUUGAAACUUGGAACCACGUUGGCAAACGUGAAAGACUGCCUCUUAGAACUUGUAGAAAACCAUGCGUUUGCCUUAGGUUUGGAUCACAGAACUGAUGAAGAAAUAAAGAAUACAAACUGCCCAAAAACUGAGCCAUGUUUCAUGUUCUUAUCAGAAACUUUAUCAGUUGCUCUGGAUUUUACCACAUCACCUCGUCCAAGUAAUGCCGUGUGUGAUGUGUUCAUAGCCUUUCCCACUAAGCCAACUAUGGUCCUGUCACUCGUUGAUGGCGAUGAAGACUCAAGGGAAGCGUUGGUGUACAAUACGUCCGUGGCUAGAGGAGUGAGACAUAAACUCAUCAGAUUCAUGGAUGAAGAUGUGAACUCAAUACAUGGAGUGAUCAAUACGUCGACUCUCAAGGAUAGUGUCGCAUUCAACGCUCGCCUGGGGGUUUUGGCAAACGAUUCGUUUCAUUUUGUUCCAACGUAUUCAUUGCUAAUGAAUACGAGAAGAUAUGGUGCAGUCCUGACAGCGUUUUGGGCGGGUGUUGCUGAGACAAAGUCGGUGCUUAGAGAUAAUGGUGACGCAAAUGAUGACUGUAUAAGAUUCCUCACCAAAGAACAAUGUAUCAUUCUGGUGGAGAACAUCAACAGUAAGGAUGUCCAGGUCCGGUGUGUACCAGGUAGCGGGGCAACGACUCUGAUGCUGGAGGUGGCCAGGAGACUGAGCAGGCUGGGGGACACUCUACUGGUGUGUAGGUCACAGGAAGAGAGGGACAGACUCAGGUCAGCGUAUGCAUCAGUGGUAUCAGUGAACGAUCUUAGCAAACUGGAUCUGUCCUCAUACGUGAACAUUGUUGAUGAAACAAACAGUAUGACACCAGAAACAAGACGUCACCAUUGGCAAUUUGCAAGCCAUCUAACUGAUAUCAAGCAGCUUAAGUACAGAAAGUGGAUGGUAGAGACGGAGACUGACAGAAUCGAGAAACUAAUGGAUGUAUUAACCAAUGAUCAAUUGAGACGAAGGAUGAACUAUCUCCUUGGAGAGUUUGACGUGCUGGUGUUGAUGAUGGAGAAGCUCAGACAACAUGUUGCUUUUCACCAAAAUAAGGACUGUUUGGAGAACAAGCCACGUCAACAUACAAGGGGCAAUACUUUAACUGAUGCGGGAUCAUUUGUCGUUGGUAAACCACACCCGGUUGUACAAGAAGCAGAGCUGAUUGCAUGGCAAGAAAAAGUGGAACAAGAAAAGAGUGUUUUUCCUCUUUUACGAUCCGUUAUGGUAAAGGACAGAACCAAUCUCAUCUACCAAGGCGUUAAACUGGCUUACCUUGAGAAAGCCUCCACAGAAGGAGAAGAAAAACUACAGGAAUCGUCACAGAGUUCUGAAUCUAAGUUCUGGAACCAACAGAACACAGCACGUGUAUUUCCGGAUACGCUAACCGAUGCUAAACAUAAACUGGAGCUACAGAACACAGAUGGCGUAGAUGCAGAGGGGCAUCCUGAGACGAUCUAUGUAACACGGCAGAAUAAAAGAGAUGUGUCUUCCUCAACGUUUCAGGAGCCCCUGGAGGAUAUCCACACUGAAGACAGGCUGGAACUCCAGGACACAGAUGUUGGCGAAGCAGAGAGUCGAAUGCAAGAGAUUGAAUCUCUCAAUGAAGAAUUGGACAGUUUAAAAUUGAACAGAGAUUACAAAACGAUACAACUCGACAAACUACAAACUGAGGGUUGGACACACGGCAAGUUUGAGUGGCAGAACGCUGUUGACUACUUGAUGGGGUACCCGGAUGUCCUAUCCCUGUUUAAUGUGGAGCUACCAGGUCUUGACGGUGUUAGCAGUUCCCAUCAAGAAGACCAAGAUGAAAGCACCUUGCCAAGAAGAAUUAAACACAGGCAAAGGACAGUAUUCACGAAAGACUCAAAGCGAAAGUUCCCCGACACAACAUCAAAACUGGCUGGAGUGAAAGGGGAAGGUCAAUACACUGUGAAAGAUGGGUGUCACAUUCCCUACAUACCUACAGGCCUGAUGCAUCAGUUGAGGAGGUACCAGCUGGGCUCCCUAAAGGACAGAGAUUUAACUACACUCACAUUGAAGGUGAUGACAGACGACGAGGAGCAACUCGCGUAUCUGACGGCAAAGAAUGACUCCUUGGAAAAAGAUUUUGGAAGCACUGUACAUAUUGUUGGACUGGAAUGCAGGCCUGCACCAAUCUCAUGUCCUAAACUUCACCUGGACGCGGCUCGGGCCAACAAAAGAUGGUGCCACGUAACUACAGACGGUGAACUGGUCAACUCGCCGCCCGACACACGGGAUGAGGGGCGGAACAGGCUACAGGAGUACCCGGGGACCUGUAGCUCCCCCAUCCCCCUUCCUCCACCCCCCUCCAACCUCCUCCCCACCACACCAACAUACUGGGAAACAGAGACCAGGGUGCGAGUGGUGGGGAGAGUGCCGUUGUAUGUCCUGGAGAUUGGGGUGUGCGAGGCAGGACAGGUGGACAGUGCGCCGUGUGUUUCUCUACAGCGUCGCUCCUGGUGUGUCAGUGUAGAGAGCUGUGGCAGACACGGGGAGAGUCCCUGUACCGCGGUGUGGCGGGAGAGGAAGCAGGGCGAGUGUCACCAGAACACCAUGUCCACCACUCCAGGCACACAGGCCACCCUCCACUAUGGCGUGGUGCUGGAUGUGGGGAGGGGGAGAGUGGCCUUCAUUGACUUGGACAGGGGGAUUGUUCUUGGCAAGUAUGAUGAGGUGUUCCGGGAACCUCUUGUCCCCAUGUUUGGUGUUGGGCGGCUGUCAUCCCUCCGCUCUGUGGCGAUGAGUCUGAUCAGCGGUGAGGAUGUCGACAUGACAGACACCAAGAGGGCCCUCGUCUACCAAGCGCUGAGAUAGGAAAUAAACUGGUUCUGUAAAGUUGUCUGUGUAACUCAGAGAUUUCUAUCAACUGUUUCAAUGACAGGCGAGGAAAGUGAGUGAAGCGGACAUAGAAGUGUUCGGUUUGUGUUCUGUUUGUUGUGUACAAAAUACAACCAAGUUCUUCACAUGUCUGGUUUCACUACUUUCCUCGUUUCUCAUGGGACUGAAAUACAUUUUAAAUACUCACAGUAAUAUUGUUAUGAUGAAUCUAUUGCUGUAGUUGCUGAAAUUAUGUCACAGCAACAACUUUCUGAAAUGUGAUGUGACACAGGAGUGAGUGCACAGACAAAUUGUAAAAUUUCUUUCAAAACAAGAUUUCUUCUGCUUAUAUUGAUUUAAUACUAUAAAAUUAGUGUUUUAAAUCCCCACAUGACUAUUGUUACGAUGAAAUUAUUGCUGUAGUUGCUGAAAUUAUGCCCAGACAAAAAUGAGCACAGACCAAAUGUAAAUAAAAAGUUGCUUCGAAACAGAUUUCUUCAGCAUAUAUUGAUUUAAUGCCAUAACAUAAUUAUUUCCAAACCACACAUUAUACUGUUUAGAUGGGAUUGUUGAUGUAGUUGUGGAAACUAAACUGCCACAGAAAAUGAAAGUCAACCUCAAUGUCUGAUUCUGGCAAAAUGUUUAACAAACAAGAAAUGAUUAUUCCACUGUGAUGUACUUGAUACAGGGAUCCUGGUGGUGUUCUGUACCUAGUCACGUAUAUGUGUAAUUGUAUAUGUUUGUUUUGUUUGUGUGUUUGUUUGUUGUUUAACGCCGCACUCAGCAAUAUUCCAGCUGUAUGACGGCGGUCUGUAAAUAAUCAAGUCUGGACCAGACAAUCCAGUGAUUGACAUCAUGCGCAUCAAUCCACGCAAUUGGGAUCAAUGACAUGCAUCAACCAAGUCAGCGAGCCUGACCACCCUAUCCCUAUUAGUUGCCUUUUACGACAAGCAUAGUCGCUUUUUAUGGCAAGCAUGGGUUGCUGAUGGCAUAUUCUACCCCGGCAAUUGUAUAUGUACAUGUGUGACAUGUAGAUAUUGAGACCACAUAUUUAAUUUAAUCUAUAUAGUCAAUAUUUAUUUAGUGAGGUAUAUAAAAUACUGACCUGCACAAAAAAUGUUUGUUUAAAUUAAAUCUGGUGAAUAUCUCAAA
This is a messenger RNA of Haliotis rufescens (red abalone), 5829 nucleotides long. RefSeq lists its product as uncharacterized. The transcript has 23 exons. The record is from RefSeq and is a predicted model, not a curated record. The coding region runs from base 1564 to 4674 and encodes 1036 amino acids. Lineage: Eukaryota; Metazoa; Mollusca; Gastropoda; Lepetellida; Haliotidae.